Molecule: messenger RNA, 1292 nt
Organism: Umbelopsis ramanniana AG
Lineage: Eukaryota; Fungi; Mucoromycota; Umbelopsidomycetes; Umbelopsidales; Umbelopsidaceae
Exons: 2
Coding region: 274-1251 (325 amino acids)
Source: RefSeq, a predicted model, not a curated record
ACAUAGCAGUAGUUGGUCAGACCCGUCAUCCAGUGGAAGGUUUAAUUACUGAAACGGUCGGACAUUUCGUGGCGCGGGUGUCUGAUCGAGAACUGGAGGAGCAACGUCGCAAGAAGGCAGCUGAGAAACGAAAGUAGCCAAUCACAUAACUGUGCUACCCAUUCUGCUAUUUGUAGCCCAUAUCACCCUUUUAAAUUUGUAUAUAAUCCUUUUUUUCACUCUGCUUCUCCCUUCUUUAUUUUCUAAAAAAUUUUCUUCAAAGCUUUCUGCUGAAUGAAAGUUAAUAUUUUGCUUGCCUUGCUGGCCGUGUCAGGCACGGCACUUGCUCAAUUGCCUAUUGUCGAUCCUGGUUCAUCCGCCGCUGCAACCACCACCACCACCACUACCACUGAUUCUACCACUUCAGCUCCUCCACCACCCACAUCUACUACUACGACUUCGAGUGAACCUACAACCUCAUCCGUCCCUCCCGCAUCAUCUUCUGUUCCAUCUUCGUCAUCCAGUGUUCCUGUGACUUCCUCAGUAGCUUCCACUUCUUCUGCUGCUACCACAUCUGCCCCCACUACGUCUGACUCGAAGCCGCCUACAUCCAUCGCACCAUCGACCACAGUCACUUUGGUAUCAGCUUCCACCACUGCCUCCAUCUCGGGCACGCCUACACCUACCAACCCUCCUUCCUCCGAUAACAGUAACAAAACUGGUAUUAUUGCAGGUGCCACGGUUGGCGGUAUCGUUGGAUUGGCCCUGAUUGCUGGUAUCUUGACUUGGAUCAAUCGAAAGGGAGGAUGUACUCGAAGACGCAAAAGAGACGCAGAUUUUGAUGACUAUGGUUUGGACGACCAUGAUUUCCCUGCUCGCCCUAUGGGUACAGCUUCCGCCGCUGCCGCCGCUGCAGGUGCAGGUGCCAUGGCCUCCGGAGCUCGCCAAGAACCUACCCUGCCUCAAUUUGGAGGAGACCAAUACUAUGAUGACCAAUAUGGUAACAACGGGGCUCGUCGCUUUGUUCCAUCCUAUCAACCACAACUUCAACAACACCCUGACUACUAUAACCAACAACAAGGUCAAUAUUAUAACUAUUCUGGUAACCCUGGUAGUGACCACGGUUUCUCAGAUACCACCUACAACGAUCAGAAUUAUUAUGGCGCUGGUGCCGCUGGAGGUUACUAUGAGCAAAAGACGGAUGGAGCUACCGAUACUUAUAAGCCUGAUGAUGCUGCCGUUGUCGAGAACAAACCCCAUGAAAAAUUGUAAAACCUUGCUUCCACUUAAAUCCUUCCUUCUACAAUAUCUAA